AUGAAGUUAUGGGAUGUUUUGGCCACGUGUUUGUUGCUCCUGAGCUCUGUUGCUACACGGCCUCUCUACCAAAAUACUCAGCCAGCCAAGAGGACUUAUUUCCCCAGCAGCUACAGUGAUUCUGUGUCCCUGUCUGUGGAGGACGAAGAGCCAACGUACCAGCGUGAAGACCACAACCUGCAGCAGAUCUCCAUGGAGGAUCAAUAUGACAUCGCAGGUCCCUAUCCAGAGCAGUUUGAUGAUGUAAUGGAUUUUAUUGAGGCGACCAUUGGCAGACUCAGGAGAUCGUCAGAGCCCAGCGAGAGCUCCAAGGGACGGAGGGAGCAGAGGCAGAGGGGAGCAGCAAACACAGAAGGCCUGAGAGGCGAGAGGAGAGGACAUGGCGACAGGAGGCGUGGUCGGGGGCGAGGGGGAAGUCGAGGCGACGAUAUCGGUGCAGACCCGAGGCUGCUUGCUAAAGAGGUCCACCUCAAUGUGACAGACUUGGGGCUGGGCUACCAGACUAAAGAGGAGCUGAUCUUCCGGUACUGCAGCGGCCCCUGCGUGGAGGCGGAGACCAACUAUGACAAGAUCCUCAACAACCUCACGCACAACAAGAAGCUGGACAAAGACACGCCCUCACGCACCUGCUGUCGACCAAUAUCUUUCGAUGAUGACUUGUCUUUCUUGGAUGACAAUGUAGUGUAUCACACGCUGAAGAAGCAUUCUGCCAGGAAGUGUGGCUGUGUCUGA
Cottoperca gobio is the source of this 732-nucleotide messenger RNA. It is a transcript of the gene gdnfa, whose product is annotated as glial cell derived neurotrophic factor a. Lineage: Eukaryota; Metazoa; Chordata; Actinopteri; Perciformes; Bovichtidae. Gene Ontology annotation, molecular function: glial cell-derived neurotrophic factor receptor binding; growth factor activity; receptor tyrosine kinase binding. The transcript has 3 exons. Bases 1 to 732 code for a protein of 243 amino acids. The record is from RefSeq and is a predicted model, not a curated record. Gene Ontology annotation, biological process: negative regulation of neuron apoptotic process; peripheral nervous system development; positive regulation of branching involved in ureteric bud morphogenesis.